AUGGUUUUCGCCAGCUCCCAGCACCAGUUUGUAUUCUCUCCCCUUCGAUGGGGAAGAAUCCACCUUCACGCUCAUGGGGCUCAAAAGCAAUGCGCCUCCAGUAGCACGUUGUCACAUGAAAAAGAAAAUGGUGAAUGGCAUUCAGGCAAACACUCCAAAAAAGAAAGAUCAACAUUGAUAUACUGGAAUUCAUUAUGGAAACGAGUUUCCGCAGAUAUGAGACCUUGGAUGUCCGACUCGAUGCAAGACUUGGACGAGGAAGACGACGAUACACUUGAAAACAUACCAACGUGCUAUGACAUACCGGUCGAUACGAAGUUACAUUACUAUCUUCGACAACAAACGAGCCAGCGAGACACAAACAACAUGACCACGCAAAACACUGCCAUUGCACCCAAAAAAAAACGAACCCUAGCAUCUCAAGAACACCAUUCCGCUGCCAUGAGCAGUCUACGAAAAUUAAAUGAUUCCCAUCGAACAUUACGUGAAAUGAUUCAUAUCAAUCAAGUGCUACGCAGAGUGCAAGAGGACGAGGACCAUAUCCGUGAAAUGGAAAGGUACAAAAUUCAAAAGAUGGAACAGGAUCCAUAUGUUGUCAGCACCGUGGCCGCAAAGCGAAACAUACACAACUUGGAUGGUGAAACGGGAAGACUACGCCCAAGCUAUGUCCAACAAACAAUGAUCACGACUGGGAUCCGAUGA
Umbelopsis ramanniana AG is the source of this 702-nucleotide messenger RNA. RefSeq lists its product as uncharacterized. The transcript has a single exon. The coding region runs from base 1 to 702 and encodes 233 amino acids. NCBI's taxonomy places the organism in Eukaryota, Fungi, Mucoromycota, Umbelopsidomycetes, Umbelopsidales, Umbelopsidaceae. The record is from RefSeq and is a predicted model, not a curated record.